CCGGAGUCGUCGGAGCCGCUUGGCGUCUCCGCCACUUACCGAGAGUUCGUCCGGCGAAGUUACCUGGAGCUGAUGAGCGCCAACCAGCACUCGCUGCACGCCCUGAAUUGGCGGCGGCUUUAUCUUAGCCGGGCCAAGUUGAAAGCCUCCAGCCGCACUUCGGCUCUCCUCUCCGGCUUUGCCAUGGUAGCCAUGGUGGAGGUGCAGCUGGAAGACUACGACUACCCUUGGCAGCUGCUGGUGGCCUUCAGUGCCUGCACGACGGUCCUGGUGGCCGUCCACCUCUUCGCUCUUAUGAUCAGCACCUGCAUCUUGCCCAAUAUUGAAGCCGUCAGCAACAUCCACAACCUCAAUUCGGUCAACGAGUCUCCCCACGAACGAAUGCACCACUACAUUGAGCUGGCCUGGGGCUUCUCCACAGCCUUGGGGAUCUUCCUCUUCCUCGCUGAAGUGGUGUUGAUCUGCUGGGUCAAGUUUAUGCCUGUCGGCAACAUGGGGGCAAGCAGGAAGUGCUGCGCUCCAGAAAGGCCCCACGAUGGCAACACCACAGCCCCCAUAGACAGCUCUGGCUGGAAUGCUGCCAUGGCCUCCACGGUGAUUAUGGUUCCAGUUGGCGUCGUGUUCAUCAUCUUUGCUUUGCAUUUCUACCGCUCCUUGGUGGGACACAAAACUGACCGGCAUCAGCAAGAGCUGGAAGAACUUAACCAGAUCAAAUAUCAGUUGGACGGAGAAGCCACAUCUCUGCAAGUGGUGUGA
Thamnophis sirtalis is the source of this 756-nucleotide messenger RNA. RefSeq names its product ORAI calcium release-activated calcium modulator 3 (gene ORAI3). Gene Ontology annotation, molecular function: store-operated calcium channel activity. NCBI's taxonomy places the organism in Eukaryota, Metazoa, Chordata, Lepidosauria, Squamata, Natricidae. Gene Ontology annotation, biological process: store-operated calcium entry. The record is from RefSeq and is a predicted model, not a curated record. Gene Ontology annotation, cellular component: membrane.